Molecule: messenger RNA, 1341 nt
Organism: Triticum urartu
Lineage: Eukaryota; Viridiplantae; Streptophyta; Magnoliopsida; Poales; Poaceae
Source: RefSeq, a predicted model, not a curated record
AUGUCCGGCUCCCGCGUCAGUGGCAGCUCCCUCGGUCCACGGACGGUGGUAUCCAGUUUGCGGAACCUCCCGCCAGGUCUGAAACCUUGGCCCAUCAUCGGCAACUUCGACCUCAUCGGCGCGCUGCCGCACCGCUCCAUCCACGAGCUCUCCGGAAAGUACGGCCCGCUCAUGCACCUCCGCUUCGGCUCCUUCCCCGUCAUCGUCGGCUCCUCGGUCGACAUGGACAGGUUCUUCCACAAGACCCAGGACAUCCUCUACGCAGAUGACCCCACCCUCGAGGUCCAGCAUCGAGAAACGCUAGUCGAAAAGUAUGCAAUGAGUUGGGCCUAUGCCAACACCGGCCACCGCGCAGCAUCGUCCGUCGACGCGGGCAACCUCGUGGACCUCGCCCCCGUGGAGUUGGGGAACGUUAUGCUCUUCAUCGUAUCCGACAAGAUCGACGAGGCCGAGCUGCAGUGCACCGAGACAUUGCUCCGCCUGCACGGCGCUUGUGACGAAGAACACCACUACGCAUGCACGAAGCUUCCCAGGGCACCACGUCGUCUACAAUUAAUGCUAACAUUUGACACCCUCAUGGAGCACAUACUCGAUCUCGACGAGCACAUCCUAGGCAAGCAGUGCUGCCAUGAAGGCGAGGCGGCGAGGGACAUGGUGGACGUGCUCAUGGACAUCGCCGAUGACCCCACCCUCGAGGUCCAGUACGACCGUAUCGGUGUGAUGGCCUUCACGCAGGACCUCAUCGCGGGUGGCACCGAGAGCUCCGCCGUCACCAUGGAAUGGGCCAUGUCAGAGCUCAUGAGGAGGCCCGCAGCCUUCGAUGCAGCCACCGAGGAGCUCGACCGCGUCGUUGGUCGUGACCGCUGGGUGACCGAGAAGGACAUGCCGAACCUGCCCUACAUUGAGGCAAUCGUGAAAGAAUCCAUGCGCAUGCACCCCAUCGUGCCGCUCCUCAUCCCGCGCAUGGCCCGAGAGGGCGCCACCAUUGAUGGCUACGACAUCCCCAAGGGUGCGCGUGUGCUCAUCAACGUGUGGGCCAUCGGCCGGGACCCGGAGUUGUGGGACCCACCGGAGGAGUUCAUGCCGGAGAGGUUCCUGGGGAGCAAGAUGGGUGUGAUUGGGCAGGAUCUCGAGCUGCUGCCGUUUGGGACCGGUAGACGGAUGUGCCCCGGCUACAACCUCGGGCUGAAGGCGGUGCACUUGAGAUCGAUGACGCCGACGCCGGCGGAAUCGUUCGCCUUUGCCGCAUCAUUUGUGGUCUCUGCACUUUCGACUCCUCUGCUCCGGGCACGAAUUGGAAGGAAGGCUGAAGCAGAGUACCCCAGCCAGCCAAUGUACUAA